Molecule: messenger RNA, 1222 nt
Organism: Sphaeramia orbicularis (orbiculate cardinalfish)
Lineage: Eukaryota; Metazoa; Chordata; Actinopteri; Kurtiformes; Apogonidae
Gene: lypd6
Product: LY6/PLAUR domain containing 6
Exons: 5
Coding region: 248-769 (173 amino acids)
Biological process (GO): positive regulation of canonical Wnt signaling pathway
Molecular function (GO): acetylcholine receptor inhibitor activity
Source: RefSeq, a predicted model, not a curated record
UGGGAGGAAAAAGCCGCCUGUGCUGUGUUUAAUGACAAGACGUUGGCUGAAUGUGUCCGCCAAUGGGACAAUAAUCCCCAAAGGCAGCAAACAGGGGGAGCGGGUGAGUGUUUCCACGCCGGAGGAUACUAUUCUCCGACCUCCGGGGGAUCCUGAGCGGGUUUGACAGCUGGAACCUCUCCGUUCAAGUAGAUGGUUGAAAUUCACCAAUCGGAGAGCUGCAUGUGUAAAACCACAGUAGUCAGCAAUGGAGCCCUGGCCUGCAGUGGCCUGGGUCCUACUGCUGACCAUUAUCCUGGAUCUGCAGAAGACCACCUACACCAGAGACUUCACUGACAAAGACAUCAUCUACCUCCACCCAUCAACCACUCCAUUUCCAGGUGGAUUCAAGUGUUUUACAUGUGAGGAUACACAAGACAACUUUGAGUGCAAUCGCUGGGCACCAGAUGUAUACUGCCCACGAGAGGCCAAAUACUGUUACACACGGCACACGAUGGACAGGGAUGGAGAGAGUGUGUCCGUCACCAAACGCUGUGUGGCUCUGGACGACUGUCUUUCCACAGGAUGCACUGAAAUGGACCAUGAAGGAAACACGGUAUGCACAUCCUGCUGUGAAGGAAACAUCUGUAACCUGUCGGUGCCAUGGAACCGAACAGAUGCCACGUUCACCACGUCAUCACCUCUCAGCAGUACUGUGGGCAUUUCACAGAGCUACACACUAACUCUUAUGCUCAUCUCUGGUUCUGUCGUCAGCUGCACUGGUAUUUAAAACAUGACGUCAGGUAACAGGAGGUAUAGUGGAAAGGGAAAGUUUUCCUCUGACAUAAAGCGGUUUGGACUGUCAGUCAGUCAUCUUCUGAACCACUUUAUCCUUACUAGGGUCGUGGGCUAACCAAUUAACCUAUCAGUGCAUGUCUUUGGACGGUGGGAGGAAGCCAGAGUACCCACACAGAACAUGCAGAGUCCACACAGAAAGGUCCCUGGUUGGAAUCGAACCCAGGACCUUCUUGAUGUGAGGCGACGGUGCUAUCCUCUGCACCACUGCCCAGCAAUUUGGACUGACUUUUUUUUUUUUUUUUUAAAUUAUGAAAUCAGAACAUGUAUGAUGUGAUGCAACAAAAAUUGUGACUGAGGUUGUACUUAAAUAUAGAAGCAUAAUAUUGGCUGUAUUAACUGAGCACUUACCACUGGACAUGUUUCAAUAGUAGCGUUCUUGCUGUGU